CAGGCGACUACCAGUCGACGUUUUGCAGUUCGGCGGGCGGUUUGUGUUUCGCUUCACGCUUCACGCCAUUCGCUUGGGUGUGCUAUAACCAUAGUGUCUUGUUAGCCAGUUGGGUACGACGAGCUAUGUACAUGGCGGCGGAAAUUAUACAAUAAUUGUGUCGUUCAAACUAAACAAAAAAAAAACUUGGUCUGACCUGGACUGAUUCUACGAUUUGGUGUCAAAGAAAAUGCUGCAGCGGCAGAAAUCGACGGCAAGGCAAGCACUCGAUUUGGCAGCUGCCUCCCUCAGUCCAAGCUCACAACCAUAGCCGCCAGUCCCCUUGGAACGGUCAAGUGAAAUGGAGACAAUAAUGGCCAUGGCAACGGUGAGUUCAGUGGCGGCACCAGGACCUUCGACCACUAACGGCUGCCCGGCGUCACUGGCCGUCAAUCAGUUCGAGGAGAAUGUCGAACACCUGCGCCAGCUAUUCAGCCAGAACAAGCUGGUGUCCUUUAGUAUUGCCCACAUCGCAUGCACCGCGGGCAGCAGUAGCGGCGAUAACUACAUGUCGGUGGUGAAGCGGGUGACCAUCAGCCAGGCAGUGGCCCGGGAUCAGGAGCAGCCGGCCGCCAACGAAACGGUCACGGUCAUCGUUAAGCGGCAGAUUGCCAGCCUGUCCCGCCGACAGCUUUACCGCUGCGAGGAGGCCUUUAGCAACGAGAUUAACGCCUACCGGCACCUGGUACCCCUGCUCGCCGCCCACAGCCGCCAGCAGCUCUUCCCGGUGUGCCACAUCGCCGACAGCCACGACCGUGGACCGCCACAGGACUCGAAUGGGGAAGCUGGCGAGCCCAUCAUUGUACUGCAGGACCUGAAGACGCUCGGCUAUCAGAUGAAGGACCGCCUGGUGGGAUUGGAGCUUGGCGACUGUAUCCUGGUGAUGAAGAAACUGGCGCAACUCCAUGCCGCUUCCCUGGCUGCCCAGCAGCUGGACUUUCCGCACUUCGUCGCCCAGGCAAGGAAUCUUCGAGAGAUUGUUUACUGCGAGGAGGCCGCCGAGUUUUACGCCACCAUACUGGACACCUCCGUGCAGCAGGCCUUGGACAGUCUAGGAGGCUCCAAUGCAGACGGUAGUUUGACGACUCCCAUUCGCCUUCUCGAGCAAAUACGGCCCAAUCUUUACGAUAAAUUGAAGCAGGAGAUUAACGCGGCUGGGGAGACGCCGUUCAGCGUGAUUAGUCAUGGAGAUUUGUGGGUGAACAACAUCAUGUUUCGCUCCCAGCCGGAGGAGGUGAUCUUCUUUGAUCUGCAGGCCAUGCGCCGUACAUCCCCUGUCUUUGAUAUCCUGCACUUCAUCUACACAAGUACCAGAAGAGAUUUCCGCGACGUGCACACCGACACUCUACUGGCAGCCUACUCGGAGGCGCUGGGCCAGGAGCUGGUCCACCAAUUGGAGGACACACCAGCGGGCGAGAGACUGGAGGAGCUAUGCGAAGCCUUCUCGCUGCAGCGGCUCAGCGCCGAGUAUGUGCGUCAGGUUCACUAUGGCUUGGCCAUCGGAAUGUGGAUCCUGCCGGCAGUUACAUUCGAUACGAACAAUUUGCCCAACCUGGACGUGAUUAGCGAGCAGAACCUUUGCGGCAAGGAGAUCAAGUGCACCCAGAUGCUCACAGCGGAGUACCACCUCCGCAUCCGAGAGCUCGUAAUGGAGUUCUAUGACCUCGGCUAUCUUCAUGUGGAAAAGCAAAGUAUAUAGCAUCUCCAUUCUAAAAUUCCGUAAAGAAAAGCAAAUAAAAAUCCCGAAUCCAGGAUUAUAGUCACUUAGUAAUAGUAUUAACUUAUAUAUUAACGAUCGCAAUAAACAGUUUGACGAUUUUCCCGGAGGAACUGCAGCGGUAGUAGUUGUAGG
Drosophila bipectinata is the source of this 1891-nucleotide messenger RNA. RefSeq lists its product as uncharacterized. The record is from RefSeq and is a predicted model, not a curated record. NCBI's taxonomy places the organism in Eukaryota, Metazoa, Arthropoda, Insecta, Diptera, Drosophilidae.